GGGGAGGGGGGGCGGGAUCUGUGCGUCAGCGAAAACCCCGACGGCGGCGGCGGGGAGCGCGUUGACGUCACGUGCUCGACGCCGCGCCUCCGCCUCCAGUCACCCGGCCGGGGAGGCGGGGCCGAGCCUGAGCACGCUGCCUUUGCGCGGAGCCGAGUCACUGGCUCGGCUGCCGGCCCCAGGGAGGAGUUGGAAAGAAGUAGUCCUGUGGAGGUUGCGUUUCUAUUUUUAACCCGAUUGUCCGCCCUCAGCCUCUCUCCUUCCGAUUUUCUCAGUCAAGCCGACUUUUCGCCAUCUGAGUUCUCACGCUUUGUCUAAAGCCUUUGGCAGACAUUUCCCUUUCCUCCUUACUCCCCACCCAACAAGAACGUGUUAGAAGGAUUCGGCUCGAGAAGAGAAAAUGAACUGCUGUUUAGCUUCUGGGUCUUCUCGCCUGUUUAUGAAGUUUCCCCCGUCCGGCUCCCUCACACUCCCCUUCGGUUCUAAAGUCCAGCCUGAGCAUUGCUCUGAUGCUCCUGGGAAGGAGCGGGGCGGGCGGCGCUCGCCCGCUCACUCGCCCGCCCGCCCGCUCGCUCGCGCAAGGUCACGGUGGUUGUGCAGAGUCAGGAAGUGUUCCGCCGACUUGCCGCCAGUCUUCGGCCCCGGCGACACCGUUCUGAACAAACUGUUUUGGCCAGCCUGUAAAAUCCCUGGAAAUCGACUCUUCCAGCAGAGCCUCGUGAACUGGUAAAGCACCAAAUGUUCUACCCAAGAUGAAGUUAAGGGACAAACAAGCUAGACCCGAGGGAGAGAUCAAAAAGGAGACGUUGCAGGAGGAAGUUCAAAAGGGGGCAAUUCAAAAAUGAGGCACAGGCCCCGACUAGUUUGAAAGGCCUCUCAACAGUGGUGAGACAGACACAUGUCUGUUUAUGGAAGAGAAAUUUGUGACUCAGAAAAGUUUAGUAACUGGAUCAAAGUUACUGAGACAACAGAAGCAGAGCCAGGCCUCAAACCCAGGUCUUCUGAUGCCAAAGCCAGCAUUCUUUCUUGUACACCACAGCUGCCAUCUGGAACUUGGGAUUACCAUAAAAUUGGUAAACACAAUUAUAUACUUAAUGUUUGAAAGAGGAAUGAAGGGUAAACAUUCCUUAGACUCUUACUACUGAGGAAACCAGACCAGCCAUUCAAGUGAUGAACCCUGUGACAUCUAACGACUGCUGAGCUUUCAGCUAUCAUGUAAGAAGUCUGCCUACCCUGGGGCCACCACAUGGAAUGACCACAUACUUACAUAUAGAGAGAGAUGGCCCAGAGUUCAAGUCUCCAGCUAUUGAAGGCUUCCAUCCUGGGUAACAGACAAUUGAAUGAAGAAGACUUUGAGAUGCUGUCAGCCCCAACCAUUGUCUGACCACAACUACGUGAGGGACCUGCAUGCAGUCAGAACUACCAGCUGAGCCAAGCUGACCUCCAGACUUGCUUAAUAAUCUUGCCAAAUGGGUGAAAAUUGAUACCUGUUGGAGGAGGUCAUGAAGAGGAUAUGAUCGCUGAUUGACCCAUGCGCUGGACUUGGACUUGGGCAACUGGAGGCUUCUCACCCCCUCCCCUGCCCUUGGAAUGUAUGUUCUGCCUACAAUUCCCAUAGCCGGAGCUGUUUUGAGGACAUGGCCUUGAGAGAGUAAGGUGUUGAGAUCAUCUGGAGUGAAUAUGUGACUGAACCCAGUUAAGGCCUCUGUAUAAACUCCUAAGAUUCUGGCAGGUUUUGCUGGAACACCUGUGAGCAAGUGUAUGGGAGGUGAACACACAGAAAACUGAAGGUGCAGUCACCAAUGUAAAGUCUCCGGGAGUCAUGUGAUCAGACUGUGAAAUGGCACCAGGGAGCACUUUCAGCAACAGGCAGAACUGUGUGCAUGUGCCGGACCAGACCUGAAACAUUUGUCCCUUCAACCUGUCAUCCUUCUUCAAGUUAACCGGCAGCCGAGACGUUCUGACAGGACACCACCAGGAUGCCGCCCAAGAAAGUGCAAAUCCAAGUGGAGGAAAAAGAAGAUGAUACUGAGGAAAGUUCAAGUGAAGAGGAAGAGGAGGAGGAAGACAAACUACCUCGAAGAGAGAGCAUGAGACCAAAGAGGAAACGGACCAGAGAUGUUAUCAAUGAAGAUGACCCAGAACCUGAACCAGAGGAUGAAGAAACGAGGAAGGCCAGAGAAAAAGAGAGAAGGAGGAGGCUGAGGAGAGGAGCGGAAGAAGAAGAAGAAAUUGAUGAAGAGGAAUUGGAAAGAUUGAAGGCAGAGUUAGAUGAGAAUAGACAAAUGAUUGCUGCUGUCAAAUGCAAGCCUUGGAAAAUGGAGAAGAAAAUUGAAGUUCUCAAGGAAGCAAAAAAAUUUGUGAGUGAAAAUGAAGGGGCUCUUGGGAAAGGAAAAGGAAAACGGUGGUUUGCAUUUAAGAUGAUGAUGGCCAAGAAAUGGGCAAAAUUUCUCCGUGAUUUUGAGAACUUCAAAGCUGCUUGUGUCCCCUGGGAAAAUAAAAUCAAGGCAAUUGAAAGUCAGUUUGGCUCAUCGGUGGCCUCAUACUUCCUCUUCUUGAGAUGGAUGUAUGGAGUAAAUAUGGUUCUCUUUAUCCUGACAUUCAGCCUUAUCAUGUUGCCAGAGUACCUCUGGGGUUUGCCAUAUGGCAGUUUACCUCGGAAAACGGUUCCCAGAGCUGAAGAGGCAUCGGCAGCCAACUUUGGUGUGUUGUAUGACUUCAAUGGAUUGGCUCAAUAUUCUGUCCUCUUUUAUGGCUAUUACGACAAUAAACGAACAAUUGGAUGGAUGAAUUUCAGACUGCCACUAUCCUAUUUUCUGGUGGGGAUCAUGUGCAUUGGAUACAGCUUUCUGGUUGUCCUUAAAGCGAUGACCAAAAAUAUUGGUGAUGAUGGAGGUGGUGACGACAACACUUUCAACUUCAGCUGGAAGGUGUUCACCAGCUGGGACUAUCUGAUUGGCAAUCCUGAAACAGCAGACAACAAGUUCAAUUCUAUCACGAUGAACUUUAAGGAAGCUAUAAUAGAAGAAAGAGCAGCCCAAGUAGAAGAAAACGUCCACUUGAUCAGAUUCCUGAGGUUUCUCGCUAACUUCUUCGUGUUUCUAACACUUGGCGGGAGUGGAUACCUCAUCUUUUGGGCUGUGAAGCGAUCCCAGGAAUUUGCGCAGCAAGAUCCUGACACCCUUGGGUGGUGGGAAAAAAAUGAAAUGAACAUGGUCAUGUCCCUCCUGGGGAUGUUCUGUCCAACAUUGUUUGACUUAUUUGCUGAAUUGGAAGACUACCAUCCCCUCAUCGCUCUGAAAUGGCUCCUGGGACGCAUUUUUGCUCUUCUUUUAGGCAACUUGUAUGUAUUUAUUCUUGCCUUGAUGGAUGAGAUUAACAACAAGAUUGAAGAGGAGAAGCUAGUAAAGGCCAAUAUUACCCUAUGGGAAGCCAACAUGAUCAAGGCCUACAAUGCAUCACUCACUGGAAAUACCACUGGGCCACCCUUUUUUGUGCACCCUGCAGAUGUACCUCGAGGACCCUGCUGGGAAACGAUGGUGGGGCAGGAAUUUGUGCGGCUGACCGUUUCUGAUGUUCUGACCACCUAUGUCACAAUUCUCAUUGGGGAUUUUCUCCGAGCAUGUUUUGUGAGGUUUUGCAAUUACUGCUGGUGCUGGGAUUUGGAAUAUGGAUAUCCUUCAUACACCGAAUUUGACAUCAGUGGCAAUGUCCUGGCUCUGAUCUUCAAUCAAGGAAUGAUCUGGAUGGGCUCCUUCUUCGCUCCCAGCCUCCCGGGCAUCAAUAUCCUUCGGCUCCACACGUCCAUGUACUUCCAGUGCUGGGCUGUGAUGUGCUGCAACGUUCCCGAGGCCAGGGUGUUCAAAGCUUCCAGAUCGAAUAACUUCUACCUGGGAAUGCUCUUGCUCAUCCUCUUCUUGUCCACCAUGCCCGUCCUGUACAUGAUCGUGUCCCUCCCGCCAUCUUUCGAUUGUGGCCCCUUCAGUGGCAAAAAUAGGAUGUUUGAAGUCAUUGGAGAAACACUGGAACAUGAUUUUCCAAGCUGGAUGGCAAAGAUCUUGAGACAGCUUUCUAAUCCUGGAUUAGUUAUUGCUGUUGUUUUGGUUAUGUUUGACUAUCUAUUAUCUCAAUGCUACUGCAAAGGGCCAGAAGGCAGCAAACCUGGAUCUAAAAAAGAAGAUGAAACAGCAAGCUUUGGAGAACAAACUGCGAAACAAGAAAAUGGCAGCUGCACGAGCAGCUGCAGCUGCUGGAGGCCAGUAAUUUUCAUGGAUAUUCUGGAGGCCCAGAAGUAUUCCUCACCAUACUGUUCAAAAGCAGUGACUUAUGUGAAGGCCCAGAGAACAAACAUGGAGAGUUGCUACUUCCCUGUUCUAAACCAGAAAGAAAAGGAGGCAGGCGCAAAUUAGGUGAUCUGCCCAUUGCAGUAGUGGAAACACUGUGGAUCAGAAUUUGGAGCGUCUGUGAGUUACGUUCAGCUCAGGUCCUGGGGAGGAGCUUGAGGCUGUGUUCAACAGAGCCCUGGAUCAAAAGAAAGAACUCCCCAGCUUUACUCUCUGUGCUGUAGUGUUUUUUUUUACUGAAAACAGGAAUACAAUAUUUGCAACUAAAACAGAAAAUUGGCUAAUACAACUGCUGAGAUCUUUGGAAAAUCUUUGAAUCUUCUGCAUCUAGAUGCUGUGUAAUCAUAGCCGGCUUCUUCUCACUUAGCACUGGUUUCAUUCCUAUGUAUCUGAUUGGCCCAGCUGGGCUCAGGGCUCAGCGCUGGCCUGCGAUAACAGCGAGAAUGUGUCCAAAUGGAGCCACACCAAGGUAUCUUUUGCUUCUCCUCAAUACUGUAGGUUAGGAGGCACCAAAAUGUUAUUCAUUUUGUUAAUCAUUUGUUCUUUUAUUCAGCAGUUAUGCCUUGAUUCUUUGUUUAUCAGUCAAACAUUCCCAAAUAUGGUAAUGUUCAUGCUCAUUUAAAACAGGCAAAAAUUAACAUUUGCCAUGUGACUUUAUGGAAAUGAUUCAACCUCUCAAAACCUUGUGCUUCUCAUCUCUAAAAAACGGGGAUAGUAAGAGUCCUACUCCAUAAACUUUCUACUUGGGAUUAAAAGAGAUAGAUCUUGCAGAGAUCAUAGCACCAAACCUGGCACAUAGUUAGUGCUCGAUAACAGCCAUGGUUGUCACCCUUGUUCCUAUGGCGUUCCAAAUAUUUGUAGCUGUGGUUUAAUUAUUUUUUCUGCUUGACCAUACAUCUAAACUCUGGGAAGAAAUUGAGAACACCAUUGAAAUGAGAAUUUGUCAGGGCCUUAUCAUUUUUACAAAUGGAACACUGAAAAUAUCAUGGUGAUCCCCAGUAUCUAAUUUUAAGUAAAAACAAU
Molecule: messenger RNA, 5366 nt
Organism: Balaenoptera ricei (Rice's whale)
Lineage: Eukaryota; Metazoa; Chordata; Mammalia; Artiodactyla; Balaenopteridae
Gene: TMC1
Product: transmembrane channel like 1
Exons: 27
Coding region: 1980-4409 (809 amino acids)
Biological process (GO): detection of mechanical stimulus involved in sensory perception of sound; vestibular reflex
Cellular component (GO): plasma membrane
Molecular function (GO): mechanosensitive monoatomic ion channel activity
Source: RefSeq, a predicted model, not a curated record